AUUUCUCCAGAAUUUGUUUUUGAAUUACGUAAUAUGCCUAUGUUAGAUAAAUUCCCUAUGCUCAAAAAUUUAGUACUACUGAACUAGUAUAAGCCAAGUCUCUCCUAAAUUCGAUCAUUCAAAAGGGCAAAAAAGGAAAGAGAAGAUAAAAAGAGCGCGAAAACCCUAGCAUUACCGUCGCUAGCUCCGGCUAUGUCAAUUCCACCGGAAUCAGAAUAUCAGAGCAGUACUCAUCACCCUCCUGCUCCUUCCGACGAGCUGUUUGAUAUAACAACCACAGUUGAUCCCAGUUAUAUAAUAUCUUUGAUCCGGAAACUCCUACCAGAAAAUGUGAAGCAUGGAGACCAGAGCUGUUGUAUUGAUAAGUCUGAAAAUAUGAAGAAUGUUGAAACAUUUGUUGAACAAUCAGUAGAUGACAAGUUGUAUAGUCAAAAUGAGCGUGAGGGUGUAGCAGCGGGAGAAGAUGCUUGGGAAGAGUUUGGCUGCAUUUUAUGGGAUCUAGCGGCUAGUAAAACUCACGCUGAAUUCAUGGUUGAAAACUUUGCUCUUGAAGUGCUUUUGGCGACUCUGAUGGUCUCAAAAUCUUCACGGAUUACUGAAAUUAGCCUUGGUAUUAUUGGGAACCUAGCUUGCCAUGAUGUUCCGCGAAAAAAGAUCACUUCUACGAAUGGUCUGAUUGGAGCAGUGUUGCAACAAUUGUUUCUAGAUGACACACCAUGUCUUUGUGAAGCAUGCCGGCUGUUAACUUUAUUUCUUCCAAGCGACGAAAGUGUUUUUUUGGCGGAAGCUCUGCAACCUGAACAAAUUUUAUCUCGUAUUUUAUGGAUUGUAGAGAACACUUUGAACGUCCAGCUUCUUGAGAAGAGCAUUAAUCUUCUCUUAGCAAUAGCAGAAAGUAAGCAGGAUGUUGUUGCAAUAUUGCUACCACCACUGUUUAAGUUAGGCCUCCUAAGAAUUCUGGUUGAUCUCCUAUCUGUCGAGAUAAGCAAGUUAAUGGAAGAAAGAUCACCUGAAAGGUGUUCUAUUCUAGAUUUGAUUCUUCAGACUAUUGAAGCACUUUCUGUCAUUGAUGAUUAUUCACAAGAAAUCUGCUCAAACAAGGAACUCUUCCAGUUACUUGUUCAGUUGAUCAAGCAUCCGGAUAAAGCUGAGUUUGCCCACUCUUGCGUUACUGCUUCAGUUUUGACAGCAAAUAUUCUGACUGAUGCAACUUAUCUGGCUUUGGAGAUAUCACAAGACAGGCUUUUCUUACAGGGUUUAGUUGAUGUGUUUCCUUUUGCUUCUGAUGAUAUCGAAGCACGAAGUGCAAUUUGGAGCAUUCUUGCAAGGUUACUGGCUCGAAUUCUGAAAACUGAUAUGAGUCCUUCAGAUCUGCACCAGCAUGUCUCAGUUCUUACAAGCAAGUCAGAGGUGGUUGAAGAUGAACUUCUUAACUACAAUGUUGAUGAUUCCAGCGAAGACCAUAGAGGUUCCACCAAAUUAAUAUCAAGAACAUUUGCUCUAAACCGAAUUGUUGAAAUUUUAAGUCAAUGGAGAACCCUUGAUGACCACUUGAAGGAAACUCUUUCUAUGGAGGGAUGCUAUGUCAGUGAAAGAGAUGUCGAUAAAAUGUUGCACUACUGUUGCAAAUAUGCCAAGUCUACUGCAGGAACUCAUGGAUGAUCCAAUUAUUGACAAACGAUGAAGUAAGAUAGUGCUCAUCUAUCUUUUAUCUGGCAAUCUUGAUUCUCGGGGUAAUACAGCGAAGCAGGAAUCACCUCACUUCAAGAUAUCUCUCUGGAAGGAUUUGCGGAGAAUGUGUGGUUGCCUGAUGUUGUAAAAGUGUCACAAUAUACAAGUGUUGGCUUGUUUAGUAUCCUUGAAAAGCUCUUCUUUUUGGAUGAGACUUUGUCCCAGCUUAGUGUUUAGCUAUCCUGCCCUCUAGCUACUUGGGAGUUGUCCCUGAUAAAUACAGGUAGCUUAGGUAGCUCGAGAAAGUGUUCAUUACAACAGUCCCAUUUGGAGAUUAUCGCCAUUCCACCCACCAAUCCUUGUAGAAUUGUUCCAGAGCAUUGUGCAGUUUGCCUAAUUCGCUUUAGUUGAUUAUUCUAUUUGGUGGAAAGAAAAAACAAAGAGUUUGGCAGUCCAAUGUUUUUCUGUAGUAUGUACAUGAUCUUACACUUGUUUGUUUAUACCUCAAGACAAAAUUCUGGACUUGUUAGUGGUCUAUGGAAAGAGCCAACUUUGUUCUG
This is a messenger RNA of Capsicum annuum, 2231 nucleotides long. RefSeq names its product protein saal1. Bases 193 to 1662 code for a protein of 489 amino acids. The record is from RefSeq and is a predicted model, not a curated record. Lineage: Eukaryota; Viridiplantae; Streptophyta; Magnoliopsida; Solanales; Solanaceae. The transcript is spliced from 11 exons.